Cylindrotheca closterium is the source of this 1173-nucleotide messenger RNA. NCBI's taxonomy places the organism in Eukaryota, Bacillariophyta, Bacillariophyceae, Bacillariales, Bacillariaceae. The record is from the annotation of a GenBank genome assembly.
AUGGAGCAGUAUCAAAGAUCGCUUGAAAUUAAAUUGGAGGCACUUGAACCGAAUCAUCCCGAAAUUGCAGCAACCUAUCACGAGAUUGGAAACGUCUUGGAAAGUCAGGGCAAAUAUGAGGAAGCCAUGGAGCAGUAUCAAAGGUCGCUUGCCAUCAAGUUGAAGGCAUAUGGACCGGAUCAUCCCAAAAUGGCAGCAACAUAUCACCAGAUUGGAAAUGUCUUGAAAAGUCAAGGCAAAUAUGAGGAAGCCAUGGAGCAGUAUCAAAGAUCGCUUGCCAUGAAGUUGAAGGCAUAUGGACCGGAUCAUCCCGAAAUUGCAGCAACAUAUCACCAGAUUGGAAAUGUCUUGGAAAGUCAAGGGAAAUAUGAGGAAGCCAUGGCGCAGUAUCAAAGGUCGCUUGCCAUAGAAAAGGCACUUGGACUGGAUCAUCCCAAAAUUGCAGCGAUAUAUCACGCAAUUGGAAUUAUCUUGGAAAGUCAAGGCAAAUAUGAGGAAGCCAUGGAGCAGUAUCAAAGGUCGCUUGCCAUGAAGUUGAAGGCAUAUGGACCGGAUCAUCCCGAAAUUGCAGCAACAUAUCACCAGAUUGGAAAUGUCUUGGAAAGUCAAGGCAGAUAUGAAGAAGCCAUGGAGCAGUAUCAAAGAUCGCUUGCCAUAAAGUUGAAGGCAUAUGGAGCGGAUCAUCCCGAAAUUGCAGCGACAUAUCACCAGAUUGGAAACAUCUUGGAAAGUCAAGGCAAAUAUGAGGGAGCCAUGAAGCAGUAUCAAAGGUCGCUUGUUAUAGAAAAGGCACUUGGACUGGAUCAUCCCAAAAUUGCAGCAACAUAUCACCAGAUUGGAAAAAUCUUGGAAAGUCAAGGCAAAUAUGAGGAAGCCAUGGGGCAGUAUCAACGGUCGCUUGCCAUAAAGUUGAAGGCACUUGGACCGGAUCAUCCCGAAAUUGCAGCAACAUAUCACCAGAUUGGAAAUGUCUUGGAAAGUCAAGGCAAAUAUGAGGAAGCCAUGGAGCAGUAUGAAAAGUCGCUGAUGAAUUCUCAAGGAGAUCACCCAGGUCUCGUCAAGAUUUUGAUCACCAAGGCUGAUCUAUCAAAGACCGAGUCAAAGUUUGAGGACGCAGCAAAAUUUUACGGUUUGGCACUUACGAUUGGACACUUGUUAAAUUUUACAAGAUAG